Gossypium arboreum is the source of this 546-nucleotide messenger RNA. Its product is annotated as double-stranded RNA-binding protein 2-like. The record is from RefSeq and is a predicted model, not a curated record. Lineage: Eukaryota; Viridiplantae; Streptophyta; Magnoliopsida; Malvales; Malvaceae. The coding region runs from base 1 to 546 and encodes 181 amino acids. The transcript is spliced from 3 exons.
AUGCCUGAUGAGACAGGAGUUUAUAAGAACUCUUACAGGAAAUUGCAGAAAGAGUUGGGGCUCCAUUGCCUCAGUAUACAACAUUUAGAUCAGGUCUCAGGCACCCGCCUAUUUUUACGGGAACGGUUGAAUUGGCCGGAAAUUGGAAUCAGAUUCACCGGGGAACCAGCUAAGAACAAGAAACAAGCAGAAAAGAAUGCAGCCAUGGCAGCUUGGACAUCUCUAAAACUAUGUGAGUCUGAGCCAGAGAACAAUGAUGAGCUUGAACAGAUCACGAUAGCUCGGGCUCUGUUGAAUUACCAAAUAAAGGAAAAGACGGCUAUGGCAAACUCCUCCAAUGCGCCAGUAGUAUUAACAAAUAAGUUUCCUAGUCAGAAUCCUAGACCAACAGGUCCACAGCCUCCUGCUACCACCUCGAAAAUCCUUACUUUAAUCUGCCCGAAGGUGGUUCCUCGAAACAGAUCUAUGUCAGCAACAGCAAAUGAGAAGCCCGUACUGACAUCAUUGCAAACACCUACUCCUGAAAGCCGUGGUGUUCGUCCAUAA